Sarcophilus harrisii (Tasmanian devil) is the source of this 4777-nucleotide messenger RNA. RefSeq names its product helicase for meiosis 1 (gene HFM1). The coding region runs from base 1 to 4278 and encodes 1425 amino acids. NCBI's taxonomy places the organism in Eukaryota, Metazoa, Chordata, Mammalia, Dasyuromorphia, Dasyuridae. The record is from RefSeq and is a predicted model, not a curated record. Gene Ontology annotation, molecular function: nucleic acid binding; ATP binding. The transcript is spliced from 38 exons.
AUGACUCGGGGAUCGGCUCCGCCUGGCCCUGAGGUGCUGAGGCCUGAAGGCCUGUGCGUGACGGACUCGCGAGGACGACGACUGCGGACCGAUGGACGCUCCGACGGACCCCGAGAGGUGAGGACAGCCGGGUGCGCCCCGAGUGCGCUUGGGCACGGCACCGCCUUCUCCGGGCCUCAGUUUCCUCACCUACUGAAAACCAUUCCAUUUUCAACAGAUGAUUGCCCUUUUUCAUUGAGUAGUUUGUUUUUUGUACGACCAGAUCAAACUGAACAGUAUACUGAUGAUAAAAGCCCGUCCUAUUGGUUUCUCCCACCUGCUCCACUGAUUUCUGAAAUUCCAGAUACUCAAGUAUUACAAGAAGAAUUAGAUGGAUUUAAAGCAUUAGAAAAUCUUAAAACUAAGAUGAACGAAGAGGACUUAUGGAAAAAUUGUUUUAGUAAGCAGAAGACGCCAUAUCCAGAUGUUAACCUCUUUACUACAAAGGAGGCUCUUUUUGCUUCUGAUCUUGGAGAAGGCAUUUUUGAAGCACAAAAUUCAACAAAUACUUCAGAGGCUUUUGGUAUUCAAGGGUCAACAGAAAAAGAUUUUGAUUACUUGAAGUCUGUUACAGAAAUUCCUGUACAAUUUAGAAGCAUUUUCAAAGAAUUUCCAUAUUUCAACUAUAUACAAUCCCAGGCUUUGGAUGAUCUUCUUUAUACAGAUAGAAAUUUUGUGGUUUGUGCUCCAACUGGUUCUGGGAAGACUGUAAUCUUUGAACUUGCUAUAACAAGAUUAUUAAUGGAAGUUCCACUACCAUGGUUGAAUAUUAAAAUUGUUUAUAUGGCACCAAUAAAAGCUUUGUGUAGUCAGCGCUUUGAUGACUGGGAAAAAAAAUUUGGACCCAUAGGAUUGACUUGUAAAGAACUUACUGGAGAUACGGCCAUGGAUGACCUGUUUGAGAUUCAACAUGCCCAUAUUAUUAUGACAACCCCAGAAAAAUGGGAUAGCAUGACUAGGAAAUGGAGAGACAACUCAUUGGUCCAGUUGGUACGACUCUUCCUCAUUGAUGAGGUACAUGUUGUGAAAGAUGAAAAUCGUGGUCCAACUCUUGAAGUUGUGGUCAGUCGAAUGAAAACAAUAUCUUCUUUAUCUCAAAUCUCAGAAAAUUCCAAGGCUGCUAUUUUGGUGAGAUUUGUGGCUGUCUCUGCAACAAUUCCAAAUGCAGAAGAUAUUGCUGAGUGGCUUUCAGAUGGCAAGAGGCCUGCUAAAUGCUUGAAAAUAGAUGAGAAUCAUAGGCCAGUGAAACUCCGCAAAAUUGUCCUUGGAUUUCCAUGGAGUAGUAACCAAACUGAAUUUAAGUUUGAUUUAUCUCUCAAUUACAAAAUUGCUGGUAUCAUACAGACUUACUCCAACCAGAAACCAACUCUUGUGUUUUGUGCCACAAGGAAAGGGGUGCAGCAAGCAGCUUCAGUUCUCUCAAAAAAUGCUAAAUUUGUCAUGACAAUGGAACAGAAACAAAGGUUACAAAAGUAUACACAUUCCAUAAGAGAUUUCAAACUGAGAGAUCUCUUAACAUGUGGUGUUGGUUACCAUCAUGCUGGUAUGGAGCUAUCAGACAGAAAAAUUGUUGAGGGAGCAUUUACAGUUGGAGACUUACCAGUCCUUUUUACGACCAGUACUUUAGCUAUGGGAGUGAAUUUGCCAGCCCAUCUAGUAAUUAUAAAAUCUACAAUGCACUAUGUUGGAGGAAUGUUUGAAGAGUACAGUGAAACAGAUAUUCUGCAAAUGAUUGGUAGGGCUGGUCGUCCUCAAUUUGACACUACGGCCACUGCAGUUAUCAUGACUAGGUUAAGUACAAGGGAGAAAUAUAUGCAGAUGUUAACUGGCACUGAUACCAUUGAGAGCAGUUUGCACAGGCACCUAAUUGAACAUUUAAAUGCAGAAAUAGUACUGUAUACCAUCACAGAUGUCAAUGUAGCUUUGGAAUGGAUACGUUCAACCUUGCUUUACAUCAGAGCCUUGAAAAAUCCAGCUUAUUAUGAUUUUUCCUCUGGAUUGGACAAAAAGGGAAUUGAAUCAAAAUUACAAGAAUUAUGUUUGAAGAAUUUGAAUGAUUUAUCUUCUGUCGACUUGAUAAAGAUGGAUGAAGGUGUUAAUUUCAAAUCAACUGAAGCUGGAAGAUUAAUGGCAUGGUAUUAUAUUACAUUUGAGACAGUGAAGAAAUUUUCUACAAUUAAGGGAACAGAAACUUUAUCGGAACUGGUCACGAUGAUAGCCAGCUGUAAAGAAUUUCUAGAUAUACAGUUAAGAGUAAAUGAAAAGAAAACACUGAACACUUUAAAUAAAGACCCAAACAAGAUAUCUAUCAGGUUUCCAAUGGAAGGAAGAAUAAAAACAAGAGAGAUGAAAGUUAACUGUCUCAUCCAGGCGCACCUGGGAUGCCUCCCGCUUCCGGACUUCUCUUUGACCCAAGACACGGCUAAGAUUUUCCGAAGUGGCGCGAGGAUCACAAAAUGGUUGUCGGAGUAUCUGGCCGCGCAAGGAAAGAAGUUCGCAGUCCUACUGAGUAGUUUGGUUUUAGCUAAAUGCUUUCGGGCUAAAGUUUGGGAGAAUUCCCAGCAUGUAUCCAAGCAGCUGGAAAAAAUAGGUGUUUCACUGUCAAAUGCAAUGGUGAAUGCAGGUCUGACUUCCUUUAAGAAAAUAGAAGAUAUCAAUGCUAGAGAACUUGAGUUGAUUUUAAAUAGACAUCCCCCUUUUGGAAACCAAAUCAAAGAAACAGUGAUACAUCUACCAAAAUAUGAACUUGAAGUUGAACAGAUUUCAAGGUAUAGUAACACAGUAGCUGAAAUCUUAGUGACAGUCUUCCUAAGAAACUUCGAACAGCUUCAGAUCAAAAGAACAGCACCAGAUUUUCACUAUGUGACGUUGUUAAUAGGAAAUGCAGAUAACCAAGUGGUUUUUAAACAUAAACUUAUGGAUUCUGUUUUGCUAAAAACUGGAAGUUGGAUUAAAAAAAUUGAUGUUAAAAGAGCUUUUCAAUCUGAAGAACUUAGCAUUAAUCUAAUUAGUUCUGAAUAUGUGGGACUUGAUAUUCAACAGAAAUUUACAGCCUUUUAUUUAGGACCCAACAAAACUGAAAAUCAAAUGAUUAUGCAAAAGAAUUUAGAAACAGAGACACAUUCAAGACAUUCAGAUAGCUCUGCAAGCAGAGAUGAUGGUGCAGGAAGCACCUGCAACAGAAAGAAUUUUUGCAAAAUAGCUGGAAACAGAGACUGCCACCAUCACUGUAAAAAUAAAGAUACAUGUGGACAUGAUUGCUGUAAAAUUGGAGUUGCACAAAAGUCAGAAAUGAGAGAGUCAAUAUUUUCCUCCUAUCUAACUGAUUUAAAACACAGGGAUGCCACUUCAUCUAUUCCCCCAGUUAAACGCCUCAAGAUGCAGAUAAAUAAAUCUCAAAAUGUGGAUCUUAAGAAAUUUAGUUUUACUCCCAAAGCUUUGCUUCCGGUUUUUCCAAGGUCAAAAUGUACACAAACUUCUGCCUCCUCUUCAGUGAAAAAAUGGGAUUCUCCUGAAGUCUGUGAAAAAUCCCAGCAACAACAGCAUUCAGCUCAUCAUAGAGAAAAGGAUUUUUCUGCAUGGAAAUAUUCUACAGCUUUAAGUGAAGAAAGCCCUCACAUAGUGCUCUCCAGCAGAAAUUUUAAUAGUUCCCUAAUGCACAAUUUGACAGAUGCAGAUCAAGACAGCUCUCAUUUUUCAGAUUCUUUGAAUGUGAACUUUGAAUUGGGAGAUGAAGUUUGGGAUGAUUUCAGUGAUGAAAAAUUACUAAAUGCAAGUAGCUUCUUAACCCACAUGGAGAACACAAGAACUUCAGGAAACACUUUGCUUCCAAGUGCCAUGGGAUAUAUGCCUCCACUCGGAAAGACAAUGAAUAAAUUUCAAAGGGAAACUUCAAAUAGUUUUUGCCUGUCACCUGAGAGGUCAGAUGUUCAUUUACAAGAUUCCAUCAUUUCAGAUUUUAGUGUGCCCUCCAAAGUGCAAUUGCCUCAACAACCUGGAAACACAAAUACUUUUCAUUUUCAAGAAAGACAACAUCAGGCUCUUUCACCAGAAAUAGAACGGGUGCUACCUACUAUUUGGAGAGAGAAAGAAUCAAGUACUUCUCAUUUCAAUAAGAAAUGGGAUUUUUUUGUUAGUAGCGAUGAUAGUAAAAAAGCAACUAAUCCCAGUGCAUAUCAUUCUGAUGACGAAGCGAAUGAAAUGAAGCCUUUUCUUGGGAUAUUUGAUGGGAUUUUCUAAAAGAAGCAAACAAGAUGCUGCAUGUGUUAUAUUAGUAUUAUAAAAGGUGAAAAUAGAUUGUGAUAACUUAAAAAUAAUUAGUUUAUAGUUCAGAUUUUUCUCAAAAAUUUAACAGUUUUAUUACCUUCAUUGUAAAGGAUUUAACUGUUUUAUCUUUCCAUUUUAAAAUUUAACCUUUUAAAGUUAAUUUUAUGAUGGUUUUAUUUCAGGAAGUUAAUAAUUAUAUAGUACUUAGAGAAGAAUUAUUUGGUGAUUAAUUUAUAUUUGAUAGAAUUUUGAUUGCAACCACUUUUUCAAUUUAUGCUCACAUUUAUGGAAGUGAGAGAAAAGGUGAUCGCUAAAUUCACAGGUAGUGGGUAGUUCAUAUGAUUUGCCUAUAAUUUAUAGAUUGUUUAACAGUGUAAUUCAUGUGUCUUUCCUCAAAAGAUUUGAAGUGGGACAUUUCUGAUUGAAUACCAUAAUGUAAUAUACUGAGUGAUAAGUAAAAAUAUUAAACAGU